This is a messenger RNA of Daucus carota subsp. sativus, 2552 nucleotides long. RefSeq names its product subtilisin-like protease SBT3. Lineage: Eukaryota; Viridiplantae; Streptophyta; Magnoliopsida; Apiales; Apiaceae. Gene Ontology annotation, biological process: proteolysis. The record is from RefSeq and is a predicted model, not a curated record. Gene Ontology annotation, molecular function: serine-type endopeptidase activity. Bases 104 to 2452 code for a protein of 782 amino acids. The transcript has a single exon.
AAGUGUAAGAGAGAAUUUUUAACUUUGGGUCAUUUUGGGAUCACUAAGUUUGGUUGUGAAUCAGGUCUGGUCAGAUUCGUGUCGGGUUUUGGGUAGCAUCAAAAUGGCCACCCCUCUCAACUCUCGGUAUGAUAGUAGAAGAACAUGUGAAAUCCUAAGCAUCUCUCUUCAUUUCUUAACCAUGGCUUCACAGCCUAGCCAUUUGCUUAUGCUGAUCUUCAUUACAAUUUCACACUUCACAUACAGUGCUUUAGCUAACUCAAACUCUUACAUUGUGCAUUUGGAUAUAUCAGCUAUGCCGAAACCCUUUACUAAUCCCCACAGCUGGUACAUGGAGUCUGUGUUAUCUUCAUUGCCAUCUUCAAGAAUAAUCUACACUUAUUCUAAUGUCAUCCAUGGUUUUAGCGCAAUUCUCUCUGAUUCCGAACUCCAAAGAGUUCGAGAAUUUCCAGGCUAUGUUUCUUCCUACAGAGACACGAAUGUAGAACUCGACACCACUUAUUCCUCCAAGUUCCUUGGCCUAAACGUCGAAAAUGGUGCAUGGCCUAGGUCGAAUUAUGGGAGCGAUGUCAUCAUCGGAUUUGUUGACACAGGCAUCUGGCCGGAGAGUGAAAGCUUCAAUGAUCAUGGAAUGUCUGAAGUUCCAUCAAAAUGGAAAGGGCAAUGUGAAGUCGGCUUACAGUUUAAUUCUUCGCUGUGCAAUAGAAAGCUUGUUGGGGCGCGGUACUUUAACAAAGGCUUACUAGCUGCUAAUCCUAACACAAGCAUUGCUAUGAAUAGUCCUCGAGACACGGAUGGACAUGGCACUCAUACCUCAUCAACAGCUGCCGGAAAUUAUGUGAACAAUGUUUCAUAUUUCGGUUAUGCCUCCGGGACUGCCCGAGGCAUUGCUCCGUCUGCUCGUGUUGCUGUCUAUAAAGCUGUGUUUAAAGAAGGUGCAGUCAGUUCUGAUAUUCUAGCUGCAAUUGAUCAAGCAAUUGAGGAUGGGGUCGACGUUUUAUCUUUGUCAUUAGGGUUGUCUGGUUAUGCCUUGUACGAAGAUGCUGUUGCCAUAGCCACAUUUGCAGCUAUGGAGAAGGGGAUUUUUGUGUCUACUUCAGCAGGAAAUGCAGGGCCUUAUCCCAAGUCAUUACACAAUGGCACGCCAUGGGUGCUAACAGUUGCAGCUGGCACAUUGGACCGUGAGUUUCUCGGGGAUGUAAUACUUGGCAAUGGGGUCGUACUCACGGGUCAGUCUCUGUAUCCUAAUAUGGAUCUAACGACGAGGCAAGAUUUACCAGUGGUGUUCAUGAACGAAUGUGACAGUAUCAAUGAGUUGAAGAAAAUUGGACAAAAACUUGUGGUGUGCUAUGACAAAGAAGAUCAAAUACGUAAACAAGUUCAAAAUGUCGGCAGUUCAGAAGUCACCGGAGGCGUCUUCAUAACAAAUACUUCUGACCUGGGAUUCCUUCUUCAAAGCUCAUUUCCAGCUGUUUACCUGAAUUUGGAAAACGGUGAAAUCAUUUUGAAUUACAUGAAGACCAUUAGUAAUGAGACCAAAUCUGCGAGGUUUGAAUUUGAAAAAACGAGAAUCGGAACUAAACCAGCACCUAAAGUGGCUAGAUUUAGCUCAAGAGGACCAUCCGAGAGCUGCCCGUUUAUAUUAAAGCCUGACAUCAUGGGUCCCGGUGACUACAUCUUAGCUGCUUGGCCUCCAGAUAUUCCAUCGAGUCACCUCAGGGAUGGGCAGGCCUUCAGUGAUUUCAACGUCUUGUCCGGUACAUCAAUGGCUUGCCCUCAUCUAGCAGGAGUUGCAGCGCUACUUAAACAGGCACAUCCUGAUUGGAACCCUGCAACUAUACGAUCGGCUAUGAUGACAACGUCUGAUUUUUUGGACAGUUCAUUGCAACCCAUCCAAGAUAUUGGAACCCAGAACCAAGUAGCUACACCUUUAGCCCUUGGAGCUGGUCACGUAAACCCUAACAAGGCCUUAAACCCCGGGCUUGUCUACAACGUGAGUUCAGAAGAUUACAUUAGACUUCUUUGUGCAUUGAACUUCACUAGAAACCAAAUUCAAACCAUCACCAGGUCAGCUUCUUUUGAUUGUUCCAAUUCAACACUAAACCUCAACUACCCCUCGUUCAUUGCAUACUUCAACACAAACGAUACGGUUGCUAAUGGUACUACUGUACAAGAGUUUGAGAGGACACUGACUAAUAUUGGAGACGAAAUGUCUACGUAUUGGGCAAACUUCACACAAAUGGAAGAACUAAAAAUUAGUGUCGAGCCAGAUCGAUUGGUUUUCAAGGAGAAGUAUGAGAAGCAAAGCUACAAGUUGAGUAUUGAAGGUCCAAAGAUGUUGAAAAACAAAGUUGUUCAUGGUUCUAUCAGCUGGAUAGAAAGUAAAGGUAAGCAUGUAGUCAGAAGUCCUAUUAUUGCAACAAAUAUCAGCUCAAAACUACUAGCUAACUAAGCAUCUUUUGUUUCAUCUUGUGAAAUAAACUUUUACCAUACGAAUAAGCAUUUCUAGUACACAUGACAUGCAACAUAUGUUCUUCAUCAAGAAUUUAUGU